UCCAUAGUUACACCAAUCUGAAAGUUCUGAAACUUGAAUGGAGCUAUUCAGACACCUCCACUUCCUUUUUCUCCUUCUCCUCCUCCUCUCCUUCUUCAAGACCUCAUCUCCUUCACAUGAAAAACCAUUUCCUGACAACCAUGAUCUCAACACCCUUCUAUCCUUCAGGUCCUCUUCUAAUCUCUUCAACCCUUUUCUUCAAACCUGGGAAGGGAGAAACCCAUGCUCUGGUUCCUGGCUCGGUGUCAAAUGCAAAGAAAAUACAGUAGUGAGUAUCAGACUUGACAAUGCCUCUCUAGUUGGCAGCGUCACACCGCUUCUUCAACUAAACAAUCUCAAAGUCCUCAGCCUCAGAAGAAAUGCUCUCAGUGGCUCAUUGCCGCCUAUGACAAACCUCACACACCCAAAUUUGAAGCGCCUCUUCCUCUCCCACAACCAACUCAGUGGAACUCUAAGUAUAAAUCUCCCCUCCUUGCUCUCUCUAAGAGUAGAGUACAAUGGCUUCUCUGGUGACCUUAAGGACUUCCAUUUGCCUCUCACAAUGGACUUCAACGUCUCGGCGAACCACCUUACCGGAGAAAUCUCUCCAACUCUUUCAAAGUUCCCAAAAUCAUCAUUUGGAAGCAAUCUAGCUUUAUGUGGAUCACCUCUUCCAAGUUGCAAGAAGGCUGUAAAAAUGCUCAAUAGAGAAAAACUUGCUGACACCACAGUCCUCGCACUUCAGACUACUGUUCAUAAUUUUCCUCCAGAUAAGAAAGAUGAGUGUGAAAUAGUUAUAUUUGAAGGAGGAGAAAGGCUUAGUUUGGACUGUCUUUUGAAGUCAUCGGCUGAAGUGCUUGGUAAAGGAGUUUGUGGAAGCACUUAUAAGGCCUUCUUGAUGAUGGGAGGAUCAGCUUAUUAUAAUUCUAAUGAGGAGAAGCUUCUGGUUUAUGAUUAUAUGCCAAAUGGAAGCUUGCAAUCGCUUCUGCAUGGAAGCAAUGAAAGAAGGCCACUUAAUGGGGUCUUAAACUGGAGUAAAACAAUCCAGAUAUUGAAGGGAGCUGCUCGAGGACUCCAUUUCCUCCACACUUACACUUCAAGAUCUCCUAUAGUCCAUGGAAACAUCAAGCCAUCAAAUGUCCUCAUAGAUUUUGAUGGCAAUGGAAGAAUAUCUGAGUGGGGCUUAAUGUCCCUAACCAAUACCCUUCACCAACCAAAUUCUUCCUCUUCAACUGUUUUAUAUAACAAAGCAGAUGGUGCUAAUUCUUCAAAUUGGCAUAACUACAGAGCACCAGAGCUCUUGACAGGCAAAGCAAAAGCUACCCAGGAAUCAGAUGUGUAUAGUUUUGGAAUGGUGAUUUUGAAAGUGGUGACUUGUAAGGAGAUAGAGGAUGGUGCAGGUGAAGAGGAGCUGAUGUGUUUGAUAAAGAUUGGGAUGAUGUGCACAACUGAAAGCCCUGAGGAGAGGCCUCAGAUGGCUCAGGUUCUAUGUUUGAUGAAUGAAUUCUUCAGAGUUUAA
Dendrobium catenatum is the source of this 1498-nucleotide messenger RNA. RefSeq names its product probable leucine-rich repeat receptor-like protein kinase At1g68400. The transcript is spliced from 4 exons. Gene Ontology annotation, biological process: protein phosphorylation. Gene Ontology annotation, molecular function: protein binding; protein kinase activity; ATP binding. The coding region runs from base 38 to 1498 and encodes 486 amino acids. NCBI's taxonomy places the organism in Eukaryota, Viridiplantae, Streptophyta, Magnoliopsida, Asparagales, Orchidaceae. The record is from RefSeq and is a predicted model, not a curated record.